AUGAACGAUGGAUCGCUGGAAGACACAACCUCGAAGCUCGCCGAGCUGCUCAAGAACCCGGACGACCUCGACAAGCUGCCCUCCCUCCGCGGCGAGUUCACGCGCAAGAAGGCGGCCAUCGACGGCCAGCUCAAGCAUGGCCUUAAGGAACAGCUCGAGAUCACCCAGAAUGGUAUGACGAGCAUCAACGAAGGCCAAAAAAUUGUCGGCCUGAUCAAGGAAGAGAUGAUGAAGAUUGACAAGCUAUGCGCCGAAGCCCAGGGCAUGAUCGAGGACUUCCCCGAGAUUAACAAGAUGAGCGUGAUGCAGAGGAACUUUGCGGCUGUGGAGAGUGUCAAGGCGAGCAUAGACACCUUUGGCCAGCAGUUGAGUGAGCUGGAGGCGCUCUUGAAGGAGGACGAGGAGGACAUGGACAAUCAGCCUAAUCUGUUGGCUGUGCAUGCUGGCUUGACUGGACUGCGGGAUGUGCGAGAUCAGGCGAUGGAUCAGGUCAAGGGCAGUGCCGACGGUGAGAGCGGCCUGGAGCUGAUCGAGAACCUCCCGCUCGAGGGAGGCGUCACAUUACGGGACCACUUUGCGCGGCUGGACGACGUGGUAGACUGGUUCGACGAGCACGUCGGCACAGCGUGUAUCAACAUCAUAUCUAUUGUACAAGCAGGAAAUAAUGGUCUGGUUGUACGCUUGGCGCUGGUCAUAGAGGAGGAAGAGAAGAAAGAUCGCCAAACGAAAGCAUUACAAGACGCGCAACGAGAGUUUCAAGACGUUGCAUCACGAUUCAAGAGCAUAAAUGUUGGUCAAAGAGAGCUUCGUGGCUACAAGAAAAAGUUCUUGCAAGCUGUGGAAGCCAGCGCCACCGCACAAUUCGAGCAAGUCAAGCAAGCAUUCGAUGAGGACCCAGAGAAAUUGGAGAAGGCCGUCAGGUGGUUCUUCAACGAUCUCAACACUGUCAAGCUGGGACUGCAGGAAUUGAUGCCGAAGAAGUGGAAGAUCUUUCAAACGUUUACGAACAUCUACCACAAGCUCAUGCAUGACUUUCUUGUGCAGAGGCUGGACGAUAAGGACAUCACACCUGUGCACAUGCUGGCAAUUCUCAACUGGGUGGAGAAGUACUACAGCAAGAUGACACGGCUUGGCAUGAAGCCAGAAGAGCUACGACCUCACGUAAUCGACGAGCGCGAGACGGAGCUUGUUCGCGAAUAUCGCAGUCUCAUCACCCGCGCUGUGGAAGAAUGGAUGGACCGUAUGGCAGCUUCAGACCGCAAGACGUUCCUCUCGCGUACAGAAGGAAGUUUGGACCAGGAUGCCGAUGAUCAACUACACACGAAGAGUCUGAGCGAUAUGUGGACUAUGCUUAGAGAGCAGCUCGCAGUCGCGCAGUCUUCCGGACGGCCCGAUGUGGUUGAGGGUGUUGUAGACGCCAUGAUCCGCGCGCUCAAAGGUCGACAGCAGAUGUGGGAACGUCUUGUGGACGACGAGUAUCGCAAGGUCGAGAUGGCGCAAGACACAUCCGCUCUCGAAGGCGUCGGCACAUUGCAAGAGUGGCUCGUUGCAAUUGCCAACGAUCAAAUCACUAACAUUGAUGACGACCCGGAGCAUAACGCCAUGUCGUUCUUGACCCGUUUCAAGGCAGACUUCGAACCACUUGUGACACCUUCGUACGCAAUCACAUCCAGCACUGAGAUCGAACAUCUCACAAACGGUUACGUCGAUCUUGCGACACAUUGCAUGUCCCUUUUCGCAGCAAUAAUUUUCGCCACAGAUAUCAAGCCGGUGCUCAGCGAAUUCUUUACACAGUCGUGGUACCAGAAGAAGACCAUGGCAUCCAUUACAACCACGUUCGAAGACUACCUCAAGGAUUUUACUGGCAUAUUACACCCAUCACUACAAGACAUCUUUAUCGAAGAGCUCGCCGACGCGUUACUCCAGCGCUACCUCGAAUGUGUUAAGAACAAGGGCGUCAAGUUCCGCCGCCAGGACCCCUUCACCGAGAAAAUCAAGGACGACGUGGUCACGGUUUUCAACUUCUUCAGUCAACAUGGCGCAGCUUUUGACUUGGUCAAGGACAAGUGGCGUGCGGUUAAUUCCUUUGAGAACAUCUUGUCCGCGCCGAAGGGCCCAGGUGUUGUGGAAGCCUUUGAAAGGAUGAAAACUGGGUACUGGGACGUGCAGAUAGGAUGGGUCGAAGCUGUACUGCGGUCGCGAGAUGACUUUGAUCGUGGGAUGCUCAGUAGCAUCAAGAAUACUGCGGCGAAUAUGAGUGUGGAAAGAGGACCAGAAACUGUCCUGGGCAAGGUCAAGUGA
Fulvia fulva is the source of this 2301-nucleotide messenger RNA. RefSeq names its product Exocyst complex component sec6. The coding region runs from base 1 to 2301 and encodes 766 amino acids. Gene Ontology annotation, molecular function: SNARE binding. Gene Ontology annotation, cellular component: exocyst. The transcript has a single exon. Gene Ontology annotation, biological process: exocyst localization; exocytosis. The record is from RefSeq and is a predicted model, not a curated record. Lineage: Eukaryota; Fungi; Ascomycota; Dothideomycetes; Mycosphaerellales; Mycosphaerellaceae.